This is a messenger RNA of Chinchilla lanigera (long-tailed chinchilla), 6879 nucleotides long. It is a transcript of the gene Etnk1, whose product is annotated as ethanolamine kinase 1. Gene Ontology annotation, molecular function: ethanolamine kinase activity. The transcript has 8 exons. NCBI's taxonomy places the organism in Eukaryota, Metazoa, Chordata, Mammalia, Rodentia, Chinchillidae. Bases 283 to 1374 code for a protein of 363 amino acids. Gene Ontology annotation, cellular component: cytoplasm. Gene Ontology annotation, biological process: phosphatidylethanolamine biosynthetic process. The record is from RefSeq and is a predicted model, not a curated record.
CGUCAGGCCAGUCCCGGCAUCCUCCGCGGCCGACCGCGGCGGAGCGCACAGAGAAGUCCUGCCCGUGAGCGGCCGCGGCGCAGUUCCGUUGCUGCUCAGCUCCGGCUCGGCCACGGUGCCGCCUCUAGCCGUCUUCCUACCGCUCGCCCGUCCACCCGAGCGCCCCCAGCCCUCCCGCGAGGGCGCCCCGGGACGGAAGGAACCACCAGCCUGUCGGCGCCCGCCGUUCUCGUGGUCGCCGUCGCCGUCGUGGUCGUGGUCGUGUCCGCCGUCGCCUGGGCCAUGGCCAAUUACAUCCACGUCCCGUCCGGCUCGCCCGAGGUGCCCAAGCUGAACGUCACGGUGCAGGAUCAGGAGGAGCAGCGCUGCCGCGAGGGGGCCCUGAGCCUCCUGCGACACCUGCGGCCGCACUGGGACCCCCAGGAGGUGACGCUGCAGCUCUUCACAGAUGGGAUCACAAAUAAACUUAUUGGCUGUUAUGUGGGUAAUACCAUGGAAGACGUAGUCCUGGUGAGAAUUUAUGGCAAUAAAACUGAGUUGCUAGUUGAUCGAGAUGAAGAAGUGAAGAGUUUUAGAGUGCUGCAGGCUCAUGGCUGUGCCCCGCAACUCUACUGUACCUUCAAUAAUGGACUGUGCUAUGAGUUCAUACAGGGAGAAGCGUUGGAUCCGAAGCAUGUCUGUAACCCAGCCAUUUUCAGGCUAAUAGCUCGUCACCUUGCUAAAAUCCAUGCUAUCCAUGCACACAAUGGCUGGAUCCCCAAAUCUAACCUAUGGUUAAAGAUGGGAAAAUACUUCUCUCUCAUUCCCACAGGAUUUGCAGAUGAAGACAUUAAUAAAAGGUUCCUAAGUGAUAUCCCAAGCUCUCAGAUUCUUCAGGAAGAGAUGACAUGGAUGAAGGAGAUUCUUUCCAACCUGGGCUCACCUGUUGUGCUUUGCCAUAAUGACCUAUUGUGUAAGAAUAUAAUCUACAAUGAGAAACAAGGUGAUGUACAGUUCAUUGAUUAUGAAUAUUCUGGAUACAACUACUUGGCAUAUGAUAUUGGAAAUCAUUUCAAUGAAUUUGCAGGUGUAAGUGAUGUGGACUAUAGUCUUUAUCCAGAUAGAGAGCUACAAAGCCAGUGGCUCCGUUCUUACCUUGAAGCCUACAAAGAAUAUAAGGGUUUUAGGACCGAAGUUACGGAGAGGGAGGUAGAAGUACUCUUUAUCCAAGUCAAUCAGUUUGCACUGGCUUCUCAUUUCUUUUGGGGAUUAUGGGCUUUGAUUCAAGCCAAAUACUCCACUAUUGAGUUUGAUUUCCUUGGGUAUGCAAUCGUUCGUUUUAACCAGUACUUUAAAAUGAAGCCUGAGGUUACUGCAUUAAAAGUGCCUGAGUAAAGAAGAUAAUUCAUUAAUUCCCCAGUAGCUGAGUGAUGGUUGUGAAUUUUUUCUUAAGAAAUUCCAAAAAGCCAAUAUUCAUUAAAAUUCUGUUACUUAAUUUGGUUAUUUUGCUUUACAAAUUAUGCCUCGAGAAAAUCAAUCUUACUUUUAAAUAGACUGAAUGAUGUCAAGAAUUAUACCUAUUGCUGUUAGAAUGUGGUGGAUUAGAGAUUUCUUAGAUCUGCAAAAGGUAUAAAGAUGUCAGUUUAAGCCUUUCUCUCAUAAUUUAUGUCAUGUGGGUUAUUUAUUAUAAAUUUAACAUGAUUCUGUGACUGCUUUCAUCAGCGUCCUCUUGUUAAGUGUAUACGUGUCAGAGUUUUAUGUGAAGAAGGUUGAUUUUAGAAAACGAUUCUGGUUGUUCAGUGUAACCUUUUUGUUUUGAUUCACCAUGGGUGAAAUGCAUCAUUUACUUUUGAAAUGCCAGUCACUGACGGGUAUAGAUAAUUCAGGAUGGUCACAUGGAACUGUGGGUUCGGGAGGAAGGAAUGCAUUCACUGUCUUUGUUAUUGAUACAUCUUUUUAAAUUGAACAUUGGAAAGCAUUUCUUUUGGGGGGGAAUACAAUGUAGAAUUAAAUUCUUGUCUAUGUAGUCCGGCAAUAUGAACAUUUACCACAUAAUCUUCAAAUAAGUAUAAAGGUUGUUACCAAAAUCUGUAUUGAAAAAUGUAUCCAAAAUGCUAAAUGUGGUCAUUUAAGUUACUAGUUUGUUGUACCUUAUCAAAUUGUUUCUAAUCAAAAAUUGUGUUUUACUUGAGAUGCGUUCUUUGUAUUAAAUAAUAGUUUAUAUUGCUGAUUUUUCAGACAAGUACUCAAAAUUUAUCAUACUUGAAAACAAGAAGAUAUUAUUUAGAUUAAGGUUUUAAAAAUCUAUUCAUUUUUUAUGUCCUAGUUUCAAGUUUUAGUUUGUUAUUUUGUCUUUCGUGUGAUAGUGAUGUCUUGAUGCAUGUAAUGUCAGAGUAAUACUUUGAGGCAGUUAAAAGAAUCGAAUAAGGAUUUAGGAUACAUUUAGGGUAGUGGUCUUAUACACUUAAAAUCUGAAAAAUAACAAAAUGUGAAUUAAGCAGUACUCAUGGUAGGAGGGCUUUUUUUGCUUUGAUUGAUUGUGUUUUUGUUUAUAUAUUUUGUUUUGUGUAGGGGUAAGAGGGGAGCAGUUGUAUGGGAGGAAGUUAGUGCUUUGGAAUAGUUAAGAAGGCUUCAAGCUUAGAAGACUGCUGUGUGAAGUUGAGCAGUCAUGGUUAACUUUACUUAGAAAAUUAGUCUGACAAGCUUUGCACUUUGGUCACGUAAGUGCUCAUGUACAAAGUUAGCUUAAUGGAUCUGCAUAUUUCAAGUAUGCGACUACAGAUUCAUCCUCUGAGAAACCUUCUGGGGAGUCUGAUGUAUUAUUCCAAAUGACUUAUGUUCUCAGACAAGUGCAUUAAAAUACUUGGAUUAUCUCAAGCUGUUUAAAGCUAAUAAAGUAAGUCUAAACACUUAAAGGGCAUUUUAAAUGGUAAAUUCUAGUUACAUAAGUAGGAUCCUACUAUGUUUGUAUCUGUAACAGUGUUAGACCAAGAUUUGGUUUCUACCUCCCCAAUGUUAUAAAUGUUCACUUCUGUUUUUAUAAACCAUAUUACUGUAAAAUUAAUAUAAUUUUGCCUAGCUGACUAAAUGAAUGGAACCAAUUAAAUAAAAGUUAAUAGCUUUUUAUAAUGUGAAAGUGAACUUCAGAAAUUGUUUCUGGUGGAAUUUUCAUCUAUGGUUAGAACAUUAUCGUGGAAUGAUAAAGAAUAUGUAAUGCUUUUGAUUUUUUUGCUUUCUGCCUUUUAAAAUGCAAGAGUGUAUAUCUCGUAGAACAAUGAGGGGAGGAGGAGAGAUCAUUUUAGUACCUUACUCAAUAUUCUUACUUCCACCUGUUUUGGCUAGAGAUUCACAGAGCCGCUGCGUGUAGACCGUGCGUAGCUGCUAGCUGUGACACUGCUGUAACUGUUGCAGAGAGAUUCAUUUAGAAGCGAAUGUAACCAGGAAUGAAGGCCGUCAGGUUAGCUCGCCCUGAAGCAUGCAGUGGAUCUUGGGAACAUACUAAGAAAUGUAAAAUAGUGCCCCCCAGUCUUUGACUGGAUUUGGGGUGUUGUGAUGCUCCUACUUCCUGUACAGGUUUAUGGGAUCAUGGUGCAGACCAGUAAUAGAGUUCAAAUUACUUCCCUUUAUAUUGACCAUUAAAAGAUUCUAAAGGAGGGUAAAUCUCAACAACACCCUGAAUUCAUCCUUCUGAAAUUCGACCUAUGGCUUGCUGAGAUAUCAGUUGCCUUUUUAUUAAAGCUGAGGAACUUGAAUGCCUUACCUAAUCACUCAACUGGUAGUAAGCUCAUUUUGUAAAUAGGAAAAUGAUUGUUAGACGUGGCAUUCAUGUUUGUUCAGUGUUAGUCAGUAGACCAUAGUGGCCUGGAUGCUUUAACAAGCAAAAUUCCACAUCCUCUCCCUGUUUUCCCCAUGCAUACAUUUAUGAUUUUAUCUGACACAUAAGAUUUGAUUUUUUCUCUCCUAAUCCCGUGCUGCCACCAUUUUCUGGAAGUCAAAGUGACAUGGUAGUAAAUCAUUCGUUCACAUGAUCAUCUGAGAUCAAUAUGAGCACAAAACUCAUCAACUAGGUCUGCCUGGAUGUAUAUACGACAGUGUAAAUAAAAAUUUGUAAAUUAUUGUGAAUUGUAUCUUGCAUAUGAGAUUGUGUGUCGUUUUGGAUUCUCUUCUCUUUUGUAGAAAUUUUUCUGUCAGGAAAUGAUCCAGCUUGUUGGUUUUAGACUGGAAAUAGCCAACAACAGUUCUGGCUGCACAGUGAGAUAACAGGAACUGGAAAUAGGGUUUAUCAGCUUUGGUCAGUGUCUGUACUUAUUUAUUUAGCCUCUCAGUGCCUGAUAAGACUUUUCUCCAUUUGUUAGUUGCCAUUAAUUUUUGUGAGGUUAGAUUCCUGGGAGCAGUGAACUUACAGGCUGUUACUAAUACCUGUCCAUUCUUGGGUCACAGUUCUAAGCUAAGACAAACUAUAUAUGAUGUAAUGAUUGCACGCUGAAGUAUUAUUGUUUCUCACUUUAGGGUUAUUAACAUUUUCUACAAAAAACUUUGAAGUUCAGUGUGAAUCUAAAUCCCAUAUCCAUAGAAGAGAUAUGACAAGCAGUAUCUCUUACUUCAAUUUAUGCCUGUCUCAGAUGACUUCACUAAAGUUGUGUGAUUGUAAAAGACAGAAAGGAUAUAGGUAAUCUUUUAGUGACAACUAUUUCUAUUUUUUGCUAAAAGUAUUGUAACUCUAUUAAUGUAUAUUAUUCUAGAUUUCAGGAGAGUACCCCCCAAACACUCUCAAUUAAAAGCUCUACCCUCCACAUUUAAAAGUAAUCAUAUAUUUCUUUUUUACACAGAAGCCUUCUGUACCAUUUUAUGAGUUUAAAUACAAUGAAAGUGUCUGAUUUUUUGCUUUAAGUUUUAAUGCAUGUUAUAUUGCAUUCAAAAGUAAUACAGAUAUAAACUUUUAAUAUUAUUCAGUUGAUGGACAAAGUUAACCAUGCUUUGUGACAGGAGAGUUUUGUUAUUGGCAGUAUCUUACACAACUUUAUAUAGAAGGCAAAUGCUAGUAAUUAUUGUGCACAAAGAAAAAAGAUUUACAAGUAUGUGGUUAAAGUAACUUUAUUUCAAAAUUGAUUUGAUCUGAUUUUUCUUUGGUUCAUUGUAUUUCAGAAUGUCCUUUUACUGAGAAACUUACUGAUAUGUAAGGCACUCUUUUAUUUUUGAUUCUUCGAAAGUGAUUUGUUAUAUUGAGUCACUUUCUUUUCCUCCAACAUAUGUCACUUGUGUGAUUAUAGUGUUAAGUCCUGGGUUUGAUGUCUUUAAACAGAAAAAAUUAUUUAAAUCAUUUCCCCCAUCUUUGGAAAUUGGACAGUAAAUGUUGCAAUAAUAGAAAAUACUUCAGGUUUGUAUUACUUUGUUAGAAAACUGAAAUUACUAAGAUACUGAUGAGUUAAACACUGAAAAUUUUACACUGAAAAUUUUUUCUUUCUGGAUUGCAAUGUGUUGUGGAAAGAAAAUCUGACCUAUUUGUGUGAGUAAAAGUAACACUAUGAAAGCUCUACAAACCCUUCUGCUAUCGCAAAGUUUUUAGUGUCCUUUCCUCCUGAAAUUUUCUUUCUUGUCUUUCCUAUGCUUUGUGUACUUAGUAUACUACUGACAUUAUAAAACAGCAGGGUUAAUAUAUCAUUAUAUCUGUAUUCACCAAGAAUCCUAUAGCUUUUCGCAUGAAAAAAUUGCUCUCUGAAAUACCCCUAUCUCAUUUCUUUUUCGUUAACAUUUUGCCCAGUAAGCGUGUUUGGGAUUAAUCACUUUAACAAAAUUUAAGAGGUUCAUAAAAAUUGUAAACAUUGUAUAAUUAUAUUUCAACUAGUCAGUAAAGAGCAAGAAAUAAGCUAGCUGAUUGGCAUUGUAGGCUGUUAGUUAAAUUUCAAAACUUUCAACAAGGAACUUUCCGAGAUAGUUUGAAACCCAGUUGUGUCCUUGUAAACUAGUUCCUGUGACUUGGAAAAGAGCCCCCAAAAGCAGUGGAGGAGACGAGAGUGUUUGCUUGCCAUAGUUUUAGUUGUGGUGUGUUGCUGCUAAAGUUUAGGUAGUGACAUACUUAAGUUUUUAUUGUUCAGUAAUCUGAGGUAGUUUUCUUUAUGUAUCUACUAAAGUAUAAAUGAAUGGGAUCUGCAAAGAAGAAAGUUUUCGGCUAUACUGUAUUUAGAUGCCUUUGUACAGCUAGGUCAAGUUUCCAUGAUACGAAGUAAUUGAAUUUUAAGAUAUACUGUCACUCUAAGGAAAAAGACAUGGUAUUACCCCAUGUGCAAGAAAAAAAAUGAGUCAUUGUCAUCACAUUAAACUGUCUGUUGAAUUGGGAAAUCGUGGCAUAAAGCUUAAAUUUGUGUACAUCAAAUGUGAACUAUAGUGGUAUAAUGCUGCUUUGUAUAUAUAAGUGCUACAAAUAGUCUCAGCACUGAACAUGUAUUGAUACCUCUCAAAUGAAUGCAACCUUUGAUGUGGGUGUUUCGAUAAGCAUCAGAAAGUAUCUGAGUGUCUGAGAAUUUGUUAAUCUGUUUGCUAAUGGAGAUACUUCCUGUUUUUCAUUGCAUAUUUUCAUGUUUAAGGUUUAAUUUUUACAUUUUUACUGCUGUUAAUUUAAGUAAAGUUAGUUCUGUGGGUAAAAAGGCAUUGCCUGUGAAGAAAAUUUAAAAACAGCCUCAUUCAUGUAACUGCUAAAGUAAAAGUACAUUUUUGUUAUAUGUUCAUGAACUUUUAAUGAAGCUGUUUGUUUUUCUGUUUAAACAUAAGUGAUGUUUAGACUUUAUUUCUGAUUAAUAAAGCUUUUUACCAUUGAUUAAAUGAAGGAAUGUAUCUUUUUGAAGAGAUUUAUAUUCUGUAAAUAAAACUUGGUUGUAACAAUAAAGUUGGGUUCUAACUACA